Jatropha curcas is the source of this 1865-nucleotide messenger RNA. RefSeq names its product Sec14p-like phosphatidylinositol transfer family protein. Gene Ontology annotation, molecular function: lipid binding. NCBI's taxonomy places the organism in Eukaryota, Viridiplantae, Streptophyta, Magnoliopsida, Malpighiales, Euphorbiaceae. The record is from RefSeq and is a predicted model, not a curated record.
AAAUAUAUAACCGUUACAAAACUUCCCCUCUUAGCCAUAACUCUCCAAGAACCAGUGCCAACUACACAGCUAAAACCAAACCAGAAAGAAGAUCUUGGAGGCUUGGAGCCAGAAAAGACUAACCGAGAAAUCCAAGAUUUGAGUUUGGUGUAACCAUGACUGUUGAGGCUAAAGUAGAGGAAACCCAAAUGGCUCAGGUUGUUAUUCCUGAAGAAGAGCCUAAAAAGAUUGUAGAAGAAAGCAAGAAAGAUGUUCAAGUGGAUAAUGAAGUGAAACAAGUUGUUAGUGAUGAUGGGCCUAAGCCUAAAACAGUUCAAAAGAGUUCUUCUUAUAAAGAAGAGAGCAAUUUCUUAUCCGAUCUUAAAGAUUGUGAGAAAAAAGCCUUGAAUGAGCUCAAAUCAAAGCUCGAAGAAGCUAUUCUUGGAAAUAAUAUUUUCAAGAAAGAGGAGAUAAAGAAGAAAGAGAAAGAAAGCGAAGCGAAAGAAGGAGAAGAAGGGGAAAAGAAUGAAGAAGUGAAGAAAGAAGGAGAUGAAGAGAAGGAAAAACAAGAGAAAGAUUGCGAAGAAGAGAAGAAAGUAGAAGGAAAUGAAAUUGACCAAGAUAUUGCUCUUUGGGGAAUUCCUCUUUUGCCUAGCAAAGGAGCAGAAGGCAUAGAUGUUAUUCUCUUGAAGUUCUUGAGAGCUAGAGAGUUCAAAGUCAAUGAUGCCUUUGAAAUGCUAAAGAAAACCCUUCAAUGGAGGAAAGAAUCCAAGAUUGAUUCAAUCUUGGAAGAAGAUUUACAGGUAGAUCUAAGCUCGGCCUUUUACAUGAAUGGCAUUGAUAGAGAAGGUCACCCUGUUUGUUACAACAUAUAUGGAGUAUUUGGAAAUGAAGAGCUUUACAAAAAAGCACUUGGAACUGAUGAGAACAGAAAGCAGUUCUUGAGAUGGAGAUUUCAGCUGAUGGAAAAGGGAAUUGGAAAACUUGAUUUGAAGCCUGGUGGUGUUACUUCUUUGCUUCAAAUUAGUGAUCUGAAGAAUUCUCCUUCUCCUUCAAAGAAAGAGCUUAGAGUUGCCAUGAACCAAGCUGUUGGGCUUUUGCAAGACAAUUAUCCUGAAUUUGUUGCAAGAAAUAUAUUUAUAAAUGUUCCAUUUUGGUAUUAUGCUUUAAAUUCUCUGUUAUCACGUUUCUUAACCCAAAGAAGCAAGAGCAAGUUCGUUGUUGCUCGUCCUGCUAAGGUCACUGAGACCUUACUCAAGUACAUUCCAGCAGAGGAAAUCCCUGUUCAAUAUGGUGGUUUCAAGAGAGAAAGUGAUUUUGAAUUCUCCAAGGAAGAUGGUGAAGUUUCUGAGCUCAUCAUCAAAUCAGGAUCAACUGCAACUAUUGAGAUCACUGCAGGAGAGGUUGGAGCUACAUUACUAUGGGACUUGACUGUUUUGGGGUGGGAAGUGAAUUACAAGGAAGAAUUUGUACCAAAUGAUGAAGGGUCAUACACCAUUAUAAUUCAAAAGAACAAGAAAAUGAGUUCAACUGAAGAACCGGUUAGAAACACUUUCAAGAACACUGAACUUGGAAAGAUUGUUCUCACUGUUGAAAAUAAUUCAGGCAAGAAGAAGAGAGUUCUAUAUCGCUACAAGACCAAGAAAAGUGCUUCCUUCUGAAAUAUUAAUCUUUAUAUAUAAAUUUUAUUGUUAACCCUUUGGUUAUGACAUUCUUUUUAGGGUGGAAAGUGGAAAAAUUCAUUCUUUUUUUAUGCAGGGGAUAUAUAAUGAUCCUCUGCUUUGUUUUUCUUUUUAUGAAUCUUUUGCUUAAUAUGGAGAGUUUCAAUGUUACAGAUUGGUUUACAUAUAUGUACAAGUAAUAAAUUAAAGAUUGAUUUGGCUUAA